GCAAAUGUUUUCAGCUUAAUACUGUUUAUUUCAGUAGCAUUUACAGCACUUUUGUUUUUUCUCUUUCAGUUUACAGCAAAAGCAGCUGUCAUUUUUGUUACACUUCAGUAUAAUGUUACAAUUCCUGCCACAGACGUACAAUCUGCAGAAACAAUCUCUCUCUAUCACUAUGGCAUCAAAGACUUGGCUACAAUUUUCUUUUAUAUGCUUGUAGCAAUAAUCAUACAUGCUAUAAUUCAGGAGUAUGUACUGGAUAAAAUUAACAGGAAAAUGCACUUUUCAAAAACAAAGCAUAGCAAGUUCAAUGAGUCUGGGCAACUUAGUGCAUUCUACCUUUUCUCCUGUGUUUGGGGAACAAGCAUUCUUGUCUCUGAGAACUAUAUAUCAGAUCCAACCUCUCUGUGGAGGGACUAUCCGCACACUCUGAUUCCGUUUCAAAUGAAGUUUUUCUACAUCUUACAGUUGGCAUACUGGUUUCAUGCUUUUCCAGAAUUGUACUUCCAGAAAACUAAAAAAGAAGAUAUCUUUCGCCAGAUUGUCUACAUUGGACUUUAUCUCUUUCAUAUUGCUGGAGCCUAUCUCCUGAAACUGACCCAUCUUGGACUUGUUCUUCUAGUAUUGCAUUACUUUGUUGAAUUUCUUUUCCACAUAUCCCGUCUCUUCUACUUCAGUGAUGAAAGAUACCAGAAAGGAUUUUCACUGUGGGCAGUUCUUUUUGUUUUGGCAAGGCUUCUCACCUUGAUUCUCUCAGUCCUUACUUUUGGCUUUGGACUGGCAAGAGCAGAAGAUCAGCAGCUGAAUUUCAGUACUGGAAACUUUAAUAUCCUGGCUGUUAGAAUCAGUGUGCUGGCCUCCAUCUGCAUGGCUCAAGCAUUUAUGAUGUGGAAGUUCAUUAAUUUCCAGCUUCGGAGGUGGAGAGAACAUUCUUCUUCUCAGCCUCAGUCAGUGAAAAAGAAGUUCGUAACAGCUAAAGGAAAGACCUCCAGAAAAGAAAGAGAAAAUGGAAUAAAUGGAACAGUGACCUCAAAUGGAGCAGACUCACCUCGUAGCAGGAAGGAUAAAUCCUCGUAAAACUGGGUUUUAUUAAGUUAAUUGACUAAUGUCCCCAAAGAAUCUGCUUUUUACAUGGAUGGCCCUUCAGCACUAGAGAUGUUACAGAUUAAAGAAAAUACAAUUCAUGGUUUUUGAUUAUUGCUGUUGUUUUGAGAAACUUUUUUUAAAAGCCAUUUUGACUAAGAAAAAAGGUUUAUCUGUCUUCAAAUACUUGGGGGGAGUAUACAACACUUUUUAAAUAACAUUGACACUUUUUUAAACAUUUAUUGUGAUGAAAUCACUUAAUGAGGAUCACUGUUGCAAUGUAUUAUUUCCUUCCAGUUUUUGUAAUCUUGGUGAUAUAUACUGUUCUACCAACUUUACUUUUUUCAAGUUCUUCAAGAAGUAUUGCAAAAUUGAAGCAAAAACUUAGUAUGCGUUUUCAGAUACUCUGGCUUUUCAUUUAAUUGCCUUGAUUCAAAUUUACUGUUCAGAUUGGGAUUCUGAGACCACACCAAUAAACCUCUUUAUUUUGUAGUUAUUAGCUACACAAUGUCUGCUCUAAGAAUUGCCCCAUAUCAUUAAAACAAAACUGAACUAAUUGGAAAUGUUGCAGAGUCUUAUUGUUUGUUGGUUAGAAAUCUCUUACAAGGAACAAAAAACCUUUUUGAGAUAUAGCUUUAGCACUUGAAAAUUAGAAGGGAGCGUGUAUGGUCAUAGAAAGAGUUGAUUUGAGUAGCACCGUUAACUCCCGUCUGUGCUUUUAAAGUGUACAUAUCUUGAAGAAUUAGUGUGUGUUGGACCUUCUUUGAAAACUUGUUUGUCUGACUUUUAGAGGGUGGAGGUUCUUACAGUGUGUUGUUGUGAUUGUUUUAGGAAGCAUUUAAUGUUCCAUGGAGAGGGAAUUUGUUAGAUAAAUGGAUCAAGUUAUGAGAAACAUUCCUUUAUUCUAACUGCUUUGCUUUGUUUCACCUCUGUUAGGAAAUAGUUUGAUUUCUUCUAUAUAUAUUUUUAUGAAAAAAUAUUUAAAAGCUACAAGUUCUUAAAAUUGAUUUAUUGUGCCCUUUGCUACAAGUGGAAAAUCUUCAUUUAAGAUUUUCUCUAUUAUCUGUCUUUCACAAUUGUAUUAAAUGUGAAGCUUUGUCCAGUUAAUUUUCCAGUUUAAUAUGCAGUUGCUGUUUCCUCUGUAGCCUUUUGUAAUGGGUAUAAUUCAACCCAUUUCACUUGCGAGAAUGAGUUAGAGAUUUAAUUCAGUCUUAAGAAGUUGCUAAAUUAGUCUUUCAAGUUAACCCAAGUAUUGGCCUGCUGAUUGAUUGAGAGGAGUAAUUAUGAGCAAUCAAGCUGAUAAUAACAGUUUUUAAUUAAAACGAUUUUAUUUAUAGUUGAGUUUAUACCCAACAAAAUAAUAAAUCUGUAUUCUGUAUCUUCUACAGUUCAGUUGCUUACUAUACAGAACAAACGUUCCUAGUAUCCAUUUUUCCAUCAUUUAGUGCUAGUUCGAGUUACUGCGGUAGAGUUGGCUGCAGUAUAAUUUAUUGUUUCAGAUAAUUUCCAUCACAGUUCCUGAGCACUUGCUUCACAGCUCCUGAAGUGGACUUGACAGACUCGGACUUGCUUAAGUUGAGUACUCUGGGGCAGCAUGCCCUGUAAUAUGCCCAGUCUGCUUCAGUGGAAGUAGCUAUACCAUAUCUUGAUUUGGUGAAAUAGAACUCAAGUGGUGAAACUGUGAACCUCUCUGAUCUGACCAUGAAACUGGAAAGUUGGAACUAAGAAAUUUUGAGGGAAUCGCAUACGUUCAAUACUUGCUGCACAAAAUCACGUUUCAUGUCUCUUGUUUCUAAAAAGACGACAGAUUCUGUGUGCCUUGCUCUCAAGUUGUACCUUAAGCCAAAAGGCGAUAAUUUUUAAAGUUUCUAGUGUGGUACUUGACUUUUUGUUUGCUUGUGAUAUCUUGUUGUCCAGGGGCUGUCAAAAUCAUAAAGUGUGGAAGAACAAAUUAUGAAGGGAGCAUUUAAGGUACUACUUGAGAUCUUUGAGACUUAUUUGGAGUCUGAGUGUUGUAAUAUUUGUUUCCCUAAGGCAAACUGUUUCUUGUAAACCUCAUUCUUUGGCACAGUAGUCUUGAAGUGUAAAUUUCAGGUUCACUUCCAAAAACAUCAAAUGAGUAUAUUCUUGCCUGUUAAUUCUGAUGUUGGUUUUUGGCUCCUUUUCGCUUUAUGGAUGUUCUUGGCCUUUGAACUUUGAAAAAAGCACUUUUAUUUCCACAAUGGCUUAAUCUUCAUCCUUGCCUUAUAGGAGUUGUUGCUUUCUACAGAGUGAUAGAGAAUAAUUUCAGUUGUUGAAGAAUUUGCAUAGAGUAUUGAAAGGCAGUUUCUUAUAACUAAAAACACGUAUUUAUCAUUUCAGAUGAGGCAAAAGCAGUAAUUUUUUCAUUUUCUACCUUGGGGUGGAAACACCUGUGAAUUUAGAAGAUUUUGAGUCUUCUGUUUCCAGUUUGAUAUUAGUUGCUUUGCAUGAGAUUAUUGUUUGCCUGGAUAAUUUAUUUGGAAUUGUGUAAAAUUGAUUUUCAAAUGUUACUGCAUUUUGGCUCUUUGUAAUCUGGGAUUCAGUAAACUGGAAGAAGAUUAGUUGUCUAAUCAUGUUUUCUUAAUUAUGGAAUCAGGAAAAUUAGAAAUGGAAAUGACUGAAGAGCUCGUUAUUAUAGUCCUAUGCCUAAUAAAAUAAUUUUUGCUUAGGCUGUAGUAAUUUAUCCUGAUCAGUUACCAAGGUCUCACAAAGAGAAGGUUUUGUGCAUGUAGAUGGAUUUGAAUUGGGUAAUUCAUAUAGAUGCUGGAUAGGGUUUGCUGGGUUUGUUUUUUCCCUUAAACCCCCUUCUCCCUGCCUCAUCUUGUCAGAAGUUUUCAAGACUUAAAAGAGAUUUAAAGCCUUUCCCUCUCCCUCCACCCCACAUAGAUGUUCGGUUUAUGUCUACUAUAAAAUCUACUUUAAAAACCAGUAUUUUACUAAGUAAUUAUAUGUAACUUAAAAGUACAAACAAGGAAUGCAGAGCAGCUGAAACUUAUUUUCCAAGUUUUUGCUUUUAUCUGGACACUAUCCUCUUGACGAGUUAGAAAGAUUGACUUCUCUUUUGUGAAUUACUCAUGAAUAUGGUUCUGUGGUCAUGGGAUCACCUGAAAUCAGUAUUUCCAAACUUAAGAACGAUCAAGGCAUUUGCUGUGCAGAGAACAUGCAUAAGCUAUUUCUGCUGACAUUAGAAUAUGCCAAAAGUAAAUGUAAGUAUGUUAGAAUAAUGCAUUUGGAAUUUUCCUAAUACUUUUUUUUUUUAAUUGUGUUUAUGGAGUUCUAUCACCCAGAAUUGUAAUAGGCAGUGUGGUACUUUGGUAGAAGUAAUCAGACUUCCAUUAAAAGGGUUAAUACACAUCUGCAGUCCUUUUGCUCUUUGCAGAUUUCUGACUAGCUGUACCUGAGGUGAUUUUGUUGGGGGCAAAAUUUGGUAUUUAAGGGAAGAGCACAUUUUCAUGAUCGUGCUAAACUGGAUGUAGGUUGCUGCCAAAAUUGGGGUGCUGUCUCUUACCUCGUCCAUCACAAGACUUUCUGGUUGUGUGGUGAACUAGAUGAGGGACUUGUCUGACUGAAAACUGGCUUGUUUGUUUUAGGAGCUUUUCCACUGGAUUAGUUAGUUGCUUGAUAGUAAUCCUGAAGGUACUCCAGUAUUCAUAUAUAAGAAAGAAGAAGAGAUGCAGGGAAAAGGUGAAUCAAAUUUUAAGGCAGCUAUCCCUUUGGCUGAAUUUGGCUGAAAAUUACACUAGAUUACAGUUUGAGAGAUCUUACUGAAGGGCUUCCAGUCAUCAAUACCAGAAGGGAGCUGGUCUUUCUGGUGGCUCCCACAUGCCAAACUGAUUAACUGUUAAUGGAUUUUUGGCAGAUACUGUGGGGGAAGGGGAAAUACUCAAUGUGCUUUACUAUAUUGAGAUACCUUUUAUCUGUCAUAGUGUUGGGAUUUUUGAGCAGUGCAAGAUGAUACUGGUUGUGAAGAAACUGGAAUUCUGAAAAUAUAGUUUUUCUUGGAUCAAAAAA
Molecule: messenger RNA, 5109 nt
Organism: Athene cunicularia (burrowing owl)
Lineage: Eukaryota; Metazoa; Chordata; Aves; Strigiformes; Strigidae
Gene: TRAM1
Product: translocation associated membrane protein 1
Exons: 10
Coding region: 205-1071 (288 amino acids)
Biological process (GO): protein insertion into ER membrane; SRP-dependent cotranslational protein targeting to membrane, translocation
Cellular component (GO): endoplasmic reticulum membrane
Source: RefSeq, a predicted model, not a curated record